Plodia interpunctella (Indianmeal moth) is the source of this 7381-nucleotide messenger RNA. RefSeq names its product mucin-3B-like. NCBI's taxonomy places the organism in Eukaryota, Metazoa, Arthropoda, Insecta, Lepidoptera, Pyralidae. The record is from RefSeq and is a predicted model, not a curated record. Gene Ontology annotation, biological process: carbohydrate metabolic process. Bases 109 to 7008 code for a protein of 2299 amino acids. Gene Ontology annotation, cellular component: extracellular region. The transcript is spliced from 9 exons. Gene Ontology annotation, molecular function: chitin binding.
GACUCGACACUCGUGCUGCGCCAACGAACCGACCAACGCGCUUCCAAAUUCAAACUGCGAAAAUCGAACGCGUUCGGAAUGACAAUUUAUUUUUUAAAUUAAACUACAAUGUGGGGUUGGUUGUUAUGCCUAGCCGCGGCUGCGGUGUUCUUGGACGUUGAAUGCGCCGGCGCAGGCGCCGCGCGUUUGGUGUGUUACGUGGGGGAUUCCCGCGCCGCUGACGGUUAUACAGAGUGUUCCCAUCUCGUUUACACGGGAGAUGAGAGAGGAGACAAGCUUGAGAUUCUUCUGAAGGAGUUUAGGAAGAACAACCCGAGGCUCAAGAUUAUUUUAAGAGUUGCUGAGGUCGAUAAGGACCUGCGCAAACUCCUCAAAUCGAAGUACCUCCAGGGACUGGAAAUCCACGAUGCCCACAAAUCUCUCAACCGGACCAAAGUCCAAGAAGCCGUGGACGCCGCCCGCUCCAUCAUCAGUUCUUCAGGCGGAGGACCAUUGUUCCUCUCACUUCCUUCGCACCCGGAGCUGCUGGCUAAGUACUACGACCUCAGGACGCUGGUGAAGAAGGUAGACCUCAUGAUGGUGCAGACCCAUGCUUUGGGACUGGUAAAGAAAAUGGCGUACCAUCCCAGUCGAUUGAGCGGCAUGUGGGACAUGAUGAAUACGGAUUCCGUGGUAGACCUAGUAGUGGGGCUCGGAGUGCCAGUCUCCAAGGUCGUCAUCAGCUUACCCGCUACUGCCCUCAAGUUCACGCUUGAAAACGAAACCCUCAGUACCCCUGGGAGUCCCACCUCGAACGACCAGCCUAAGGAGGUAGACCAGGCGGAGUUGUGUAGAAUGCUGCAGAAAGGACGGUGGACGCUGGAGAGGGACCAGGAUCUCUCAGCGCCUUACGCUUUUAAGAACACAACCUGGGUGUCAUUCGAAGACUCGUCUUCAGUGGACGUGAAGGGGAAAUACGCUCGAGUGAGAGGUCUAGCUGGAUUGGCGCUGGUCAACGCUGAGCGCGACUCGGACACCCCUUGCGGGCCCACCCUCAGGGCUUCGCUGAUGAAGGUGCUCAACCAGCAGAGUCGGGCACCCAGGGCCGCUGUACUCAGAUCCCUAGAGCAUGAGAUCCUGUCUGCUCCGAGCCACGCUAGAGUGUUGGAUGCCCUGCAAGUGUCUCCAUACAGAAUCACCCAGGUCGUUGAUUCCGACGGCGUCAUUCACUCUAUCAGAGAGGACACCAGGACGGAGUUUUCGUGUUCUCGCCAAGGAUACUUCGUGCACCCCCGUUCCUGCGCCAGAUUCUAUCGAUGUGUCAAGUUUGAUCAGCUCUCCCCGGAGUAUACCGUGUUCGAGUUCGACUGUCCAGCGGGUCUCGCAUUCGACGCCCGGUACGAGGUGUGCGUGUGGCCGGGCAGUCUGCCGCACUCUCAGGCCUGCCCCGGCUCCUCGGAGAUCGCUCCCGUGCCUCACACCAGGUUCAUCUGUCCUGACCACGAAGGUUAUUACGCCGAUCCUGAGAACUGUCGCUGGUUCUUUGCGUGCUUAGACCACGGGAAAGCCCCGUUGACUGCGUACGAGUUCCGCUGUCCGUUCGGUCUCGGGUUCGACGCUGAGAAGCUUAAGUGCGACUGGCCCUGGCUGGUGCCAGCCUGUGGGAAUAUAGCUCGCUACGAGGCUGAGGCUCAUGGGUUCUCCGCCGCUACUCUCACUGGCGCAGUAGGAUUCCAAGGGCAAACCGCAGACGCCAUCAACGUAGCUGCACAUCAGAGUCUCAUUUCUGGAGCCUCCCUCAAUAACUUGGUCGGAAUCCAAAACGGAUUCCUAACCAAAGAUGACGCAUUAGACGGCAACUUUAUAGCUUCUCAGGAGUUGGCUAACAACCAAUACAAUCUAGGUCUAUCUCACGCUCCAGAUAUCAAUGGGUUAGCCUAUCAAAAUGGUGACAUAGGAUCACUAAAUGCAAAUAUAGGAUUGGUGCAACCGACGCAAUAUACUAGUGGUCAAAUUAUAUUAGGCGACUAUAGAUUACCCUCUAAACCUAAAACUCAAAACUACGCCCACGCUAAUGUUAAUGUCGGACAGAACAAUGGUUUUAAUGUUUAUUCGGGAAAAUAUGAAAACAAUUACGAUGAUAAUGAAUCUGGUGCUUAUGUGCAUGAUCCUUCAGGAGAUUAUGCAGAGCCUUACAAGCACAUUGAUGCCCCAGCACAGCCUUACAUACACGAUGACCUGGGAUACAAACACACGGGUGAUAACUACGACACUGGAAAAUACUCUGGCUCAUCUUCUGAAAGCGAUUAUCAGGAAAAAUAUCAUGGUGGAAGUAACGGCCAGUAUGUAGCGGGUAACUCAGGAUCAUAUGUAGAAUCAGGUUCUUCUAGCAAUGGAUAUAGAGGUGAUAAUUCUGGAUUUUACUCACAGUCCAGUUAUUCCAAUAAUGGUUUCCGUGGAGAUAGCUCAGCCACAAAUGCAAAAUCAGAUUACUCGAGUGGUGCUUAUCAAGGAGGCAAUUUAGGAUCAUAUGUACAAACUGAUUUGUCCAAUACUGGAUACAAAUCAGACAAUUCAGGAGCAUACGUUGAAUCUGGAUACUCCAAUAAUGGACAAUAUUCUAGUUCAUAUUCCACAGACAAUUCCGGUUCUUACAAAACUGAUUACUCUGGCUCAGUUUCGAAUGAUAAUUCAGGACAAUAUGUUGCCGGAGUCUACAGAGAUGACGGUCACAUAGGCAGUGGAGGCAAUUCAUUUGGAACCAAAGGAAAGUCAACGCAUUCUAUUGAAAUAAAGCACGGCGCCUAUAGUAGUGCUAAUACAGGAAAUUACUUGAGUAAUUCGAAAGCGUAUACUGGAGCUUCUCACACAUUGACAGCCGGAGCAGUGAACGUAGGACUAGUAGGAAAAACUACAUUAGUUGACGCAGGUUAUUAUGAUCAAUCCAAUUACCAAGGAGAAUAUAAUGCCGCUUCAAAAUCCUCUAGUGAAAUCAGCCAUAAAACACUACAUUCAGGUCAAUUGUCUUAUGUUGAUCAUCCAGCUGUAUCUGUAAGCCAUGUGGGCUCAGAUAUUCACAAUAUAGACGAAUAUGGUUACGUGACUACACCAACUUCUUCUGGUGUUCCGACUACUGCUACUCCCUUCGCUGUAACUACAGCAAUACCGGUUACUUCAUACAAGACUACAUUUGUUCCAGAAGAACCGAAAUCCACAAUUAAACAAAUAUUUGGUAUUACUCACCCUGCAGUGACUUACGUCCAACCCACUGUUGUAGCCGUACAACAGUAUGUCACUCCGAAAGUGGAAGUAUCGGAUUAUAAUCAAGCAGUCAAUUAUCAAUUCGAAAGUCAGAAUUACAACUCCAACCAAUAUGGAUCUAGUCAGUCUUCUGCGGAGAAGUCCGGCUACCAAUAUUCUAAACCUAGCAUUAAAUUUGAAGAUGGUCUGACUUAUACGACAGCUGCUCCCGUAGUAUCAACCUUCAAACCUCAAGGAUUCAAUCACAACCAACAAACUUUACAUAAUAUUGCGUCAGUCGGAUUUGAUUAUUCGACUGCGGUACCAGUAACAGAACCACCAUUUAAAAAGAUCGCUGCUUAUACUACUGGGCCAUCCGUUACAGAAGCAAUACCACAUGCUUAUAGCCACCAGACCAUCCAUAAAGUAGAAACAAGCAAAGUUAACGUACCAUCAGUUCAGCAAACAGGGUACGAAUACGAGGGACCACAGACAGUAGUACAAUACACUACAGCCCAACCAGCUGUUGAAUCUACUUACCAACCUAAGGGCUACAGCCAUCAAACAUUGCAUAAGGUUGAUGCCAAUCAAGUAAAAACUCAUUCUCAAGGAAACUCUGAAUCCGGAUAUGAAUAUGCCAAGCCAGCAGUAAAAUUCGAAGAAGGGGUAAAAACAGUUUACGAGUAUUCAACACCUACCUCAGUUUCUACAUACGAACCACAAUCAUUUAGUCACCAGACUAUUCAUAAUAUUGAAACCCAUAAUUAUUUCCCCGUUUCAUCAACACCUGCCCCUAAAGUGGAAACAGUAUAUCAACCUGCUGUUUCUGUAUAUAAUAACCCUCUAUUAACCUAUACUGAGAAUGUUACUCCCACUGCUUUUGUGGAACCGUCUUAUAAAACUCAUGCUUAUAGUCACCAGACUAUUCAUAAAUCGGAAGGCCGAAAAGAUUACGCUUCAUCGAUAGAUAGUGACAGUAUUGGUUACCAAUCUAGCGUUUCUUAUGAGCAACCAAAAACUGACUUCACUUACACUACCGCUCAGCCAGCUAUCGCAGUUCAACCCGUCAUAUCAACAUACCAACCCCAAGUAUUCAGUCAUCAAACAUUACAUAAUGUAGAAGCCAGUAAAGUUAACACGUAUCAUGGAUCAUCCGAAUCAGGUUAUGAGUAUAAAAAACCUGAAAUUAAAUUUGAAGAAUCUCCAGCGUACCACUAUUCCACGCCAGUCACUGCAACGCCUGUUCCGGUAGUGUCAACUUAUAAACCUCAAAUUUAUAGUCAAGAAACGAUUCACAAAGUUGCUCAAAACUAUGUUCCAGUUUCAUCUACGCCUAAAGUAGAACUAUCUUUCCAACAGCCUGCAGUGACAAUUUAUGAAAACCCUAUCUUGAAAUAUACAGCAAAUAUUACACCAGCCACCUAUGUCCAACCAACAGCUUCUGUGUACACACAAACUUAUCAGCCAAUUGUUGAACAUAAACACGAAGUCACUCAUAUAAGUCAGCCUGUCAAAUAUGAAGCUACUGCUCAAGAGUCCUAUUCCCAAGGAGGUUAUUCUUAUAGCCAGCCAGAGAUCCAACGAGAAGUUGAUUACAGUGCUCAAAAGUCGCAUUCUGAUGCUAGUGUUGUAUCUCAUCAAAUAUUCCAUCAAUCUAGUGUAAGUUCUCAGCAAGAUUCCGGUAAGGAUGUAUUAUUUGUAUCGACAACUCCAUCAACACUAGCUUACGAAGAACAUUACAGUGAAUAUGAAACUCCGAAAAAGGUUUUAUCAUUUACGUCUCAGGAACAUCCAUUGAGAACUGAUUAUCAACAGUCCUACUCCGUUGCGUCUUCUGUAUCUCCACCGAUUGUUCAACAUCAAAAUUCAGUGAUUCAUAAAGCCCAAGAAGAGAUUAAUUAUAAACCAGUUGAAUAUUCUCAACAAUACGAAAUUAAGCAAUCCCAGCCAAUCCAGCAAGUUUCCUUCAGUACGUCUCAUAUUUCUCAACCUAGAAAGGAAUCUAUUCACCUAUCAUCUUUCCCUGGUACUACUAUUACCACAAAAUACAAAAAGGUUGCGUAUGACUCCACCGAAAUUCAAGAUGCGUACAAAGCUCAAGAGUAUUUGCCUCCAGUUGUAUCCACGGUCACUCCAAUAGUAUCAUCAACAUUUACUCCUAGCUAUUCCACUGUAUCUUCAACAAAGGAAUAUUUGCCUCCAAUCACUAAAGAAUAUUUGCCACCGACUUCAAAAGAAUAUUUACCUCCGGCUACAACUCCUGAAGUAACUAUCGAGUACAGUACCCCAAAAUAUUUGCCUCCUAAAGUAGAAAAUACUUACCUGCCUCCAUCAACACGAAAAACUAUAUAUAAGUCAACUACACAAAGACCUACAGUGUACGUUAAAUCAACGACGGAAUACAAUGCCCCCGAAUAUUUGCCGCCAGCAAAGGAAAGUAGUGCCCAAGUAGUAAAUUUUGAAAGCUUUGGAUACAAGGAGCAAUCUGCUGAUGCUCAGAUUGGAUACAAUCCCUACGAAGAAUAUACAGUUUCAACUUCAUCUCCAACGCCAAGAAAAUCUAAUAUUAUCGUUCAGACUGCAAAAUCAAACUUGCUCGGUUUUGGCACAGUGGGACCCGAUGCAGGAUUAGUCUCUGAAGUUGCUUAUACAACUUCAAAGCCAAUAGUAGUGUCUAGCACUAGUAUUCCGUACCGAUAUAUAGAAUCCACUACACAAUAUCAAGCCCCAGAAUAUUUGCCACCUACAGAAGAGACUAAAAUUCUUAGAAAACAAAACAUAGUAGUGCAAACUGCUAAGUCACAGUUAGGAUAUGGUACUGUUGGUUCAGAUACUGGGUUAGUAUCUUCCUCAUCUUACACCACGUCGCAACCAAUUGUAUCUAGCUCUGAGUCAUAUUCAUUAUCACCAAAGAUAGUUUCUUCUACUUAUUUACCUGUGAAACAAGAAAUUGUAGAAGUAACUCCAGUGCCUGUUAGAAGGACUAAACCGAAGGUAGCUGUUGUUACAAAAAUUAAUGAUUUCAACCCACUUUUAGUUAGAAAACUUGGAGCUGUUUGUAGCUGUCAAUCUCCAGUUCUUGUUUUAAAAGGAAAGAGACCAAGUGUUAAAAUACAACAAGACUUUGACGACUAUAGCAACGAAUAUGACGAUUCUGGACGAGGAGACAUCAGCAGUGCUCAAUUUGGAAGAAAGACAUCAGCAACUAUAACGUCCGCACCAAUUGUAACUUCAACAUACAAUCCAAUUAUCGUUCCUGAUGAUUCUUAUUAUCAAGAUUAUCAAGAAUCAAGUAAUGAUGAACCAGUAGUAUUACCCAAGAAUAACGCAGUAUAUUCCGAGAGAUAUGUAUCAAGUACUCCGGCUGUGAUUUUAUCAACUGAAAAAACAUUAAGAAUACGCCCAAGAGUUAAGGCUGUGACUGUCGCCCCUACUUACAAAACAGUAUUAUUGAAUCAAGAAGUAGCACCCACGGCAGAGUUGAAGGCAGAGUCUGCUGAUAGUAAUAUUAAUUCUCAAGCAUUUGACAGAUAUGGUCCAGGUGGUUGGAGAAGCAGAGAUGAGACUUUGCAAGGCUCUGUAGACUGUCAGAGAGCUGGUCUGUUCCGUCAUCCAAAACAAUGUAACAAGUUUUACGCUUGUAGAUGGGACUGUACUAAACAAAGAUUUACGCUUCAUGUUUUCAAUUGUCCUGUUCAAUUAAGUUUCGAUCCGACAUUAGGCGCAUGUAACUGGCCCAGCCAGGGACCUGCUUGCCAAGGCGAUACACUUCUCACAAAUACUCUUUAAUUGAAUAAAAUAGGAUGCUAUUUCGAAUCUCGUUCGUGCCAUCAAAAUUGUGAUUAAGGAACACGAAUUUUUAUGACUCUCUAAUGGACGAAAUGAUAAUGUUGGUUUGUCUCUCUUUUGUAAUUUUGUAUUGUGUAAGCUUAUUUAUUUGAUCAAUUUGUUGUUAUUUUCUAGUUAUUUAUUAUUAAUUUUGGACUUUUUCGCUUUUAGUUUGCUAAGCACCAUUAUCUGCAUCAUUCAUAAAACAUAAGUUACCAUUGUCUAGUUCAUCUAUUACGUUUUGUUAAAAUACGUAGUGAAGUCAUUCUUCUGUACUUUCUAAAAUAAAUGUAGUAAUAUGCCCAUGCUACAUUUUGUAAAUAUAUAAUUUUAU